AUGGGAUCCCUCCAGCCUCUAAACAUUUUCUUAAGUCAAGAGAUUGACCGCAUGCAGCGAGUAAUUGGUCUAGUGCGCACCACCCUCAUGGACCUGAAGCUGGCCAUAGAUGGCACAAUCAUCAUGUCUGAGAACCUCAGGGACGCCCUGGACAACAUGUUUGAUGCUAGGGUACCCAACAACUGGAAAAAGGUUGGUUCAAAACUUGAAAGGUAUCUUGCCAGUCCACAACACUGGUUUACUGACCUGCUGGACCGUAAUGUCCAGUUCAACUCCUGGCUCUUUGAAGGUCGUCCAACCACAUUCUGGAUGACUGGCUUCUUUAAUCCCUAG
Messenger RNA from Physella acuta, 333 nucleotides. Its product is annotated as dynein axonemal heavy chain 8-like. Gene Ontology annotation, cellular component: dynein complex. Gene Ontology annotation, biological process: microtubule-based movement. Gene Ontology annotation, molecular function: dynein light intermediate chain binding; dynein intermediate chain binding. NCBI's taxonomy places the organism in Eukaryota, Metazoa, Mollusca, Gastropoda, Physidae. The record is from RefSeq and is a predicted model, not a curated record.